Phycodurus eques (leafy seadragon) is the source of this 1094-nucleotide messenger RNA. RefSeq names its product placenta-specific gene 8 protein-like. Gene Ontology annotation, biological process: positive regulation of transcription by RNA polymerase II. The coding region runs from base 577 to 891 and encodes 104 amino acids. The record is from RefSeq and is a predicted model, not a curated record. The transcript has 5 exons. Lineage: Eukaryota; Metazoa; Chordata; Actinopteri; Syngnathiformes; Syngnathidae.
UAGGUUGAAAUUUGCCACAGUAACUUCAGGACUUGAAGGUUAAGCCUUGAUACUUACUUAUGAAUUGUACAUAAAUGACUUGAAACUACAACAGGGACGGUGCACCUACCUGAAAUGCCGCAACUCAACUCCUGGCUCUGUUCCUGCGACGAGGGCAUGGCGGACAUUUUAUAAAUAACGUGUUGCUGUGCUUCCUCCAGGUUCCAGUCGCUGGUGGGGGAGGAUAUGUUCUUUAAUGGCUCGAUUAAAUACUGCUCUUCCUCUGUCGUGAUGACGCCGUGCUUGUCACAAGGAAAAAGAGUAACAAAGCAAAAAAGUUAAAAACAGCUAAGUAUUUAACCAUGGUAUUCCUUAAAGUUGUUUGCAAAAGUCAUUUGUUGGCAUUGUACAGCAUUUUUUUUUAUUAGCCGAUUAUAUUGUUGAAAGGCACAAGAAACAAGUGUUAGCCAGUUAACUGAUGCAAAGCGAUAUUAUUGUUAUUGUUUUAUCAUAAAGUCGAAAUCAUUUAAAAGAACGAAGCAAAUAUGUGUAGUUAUUAGGCGGCUAACAGACACUUUUGCUUCUAAAGUCUUCAUCAUGGCUGUGACCAAUCAACCAGGCAGAUAUCCUGCCUCCGACUUCCAGACCGGCUUGUGCGACUUCUGCGACGAUUGUGGAACUUGCUGCUACGGCCUGUGGUGCUUCCCGUGCCUGAGCUGCACCAUCGCCAGCAACAUGGACGAGUGCUGCCUGUGCGGCCUGAGCAUGGCCAUCCGCAGCGUCUACCGGACCCGAUACAACAUCAACGGUUCCCUGUGUAGCGACUUCAUGACCAACAUGUGCUGCCUGGUGUGCGCCACCUGCCAGCUGAAGAGGGACAUCGACCGGAGAAAGGACCAAGGCAUCUUCUGAAAAGGAGCGCUUCGACGCGAACCCUCCUGACCCCGGGUUUAUCAUCUCUGAGAAGCAGUGGAUAUUGAUGAAUCAUCUAUACGAUUGAUAAUAUUGGUGGUAUUAAAAUAAAGGACCAAUUGUCUUCAAGGUGUACGAAAACAUGUUGGUUACGUGUAUAUGAAAAUACAUACUUUAGGUUUGUUGAAGACUAAAUUGUCUUU